UGCGUUCAUCCUGAUUCAGUCGUUUGAGAGCGAUGAAUUUGAAUUGAAGACAUAUUCGAUGUGGUUAGCGUCAUUUACAAGGUUUGCCUCACAGUGAGGAGAGUGUGGUUUACAUCGGUUCCAUUUUUUUUUGCAAGUAACAUUUCGCACAAUUCUUAAGCGAUUUAGUAUCCUUUUCCGAUUUCUUGAAAUUUUCCCAAAAGCAUAGUGAUAACUGUGUGAUACAAACAGUUUGCAAAAUGCUAAAACCAUUAGUUCUUUUACCGCUGUUUUUGACAAGUGUAUAUUUUGGAGGAAACCAGCCUUUCAACAUACCGUAUUCACCGGCGGCCGCUUUGUUUGGUUCCGAUGGCCAUUUCGUCUGCAACGCUGUUAUUCUGACGAAAACUAACGUUAUUACCUCAACCGACUGUUUGAUGCGAAAAUUUGAUGAUCGAUACGCGCUUGGAUGCCCACAGGACUUUCACGUCGUUCUGGGAGUCUACAGCAUCGAACCAUUCGACGUUGGAGGUCUAUUUGCCCGCCGAUCGUCCACUGACGAAGCGGAAUGUUUGCAGGAAACCUGUCCGAAAUCUGAUGAGUAUGGGGGAAAUUUGAUGCAUCAUCGCGUCAGUAUUCGAAGCUACCUUCUUAAACCGGAGCAGAACGAGGAUUCAUUGUCCGAAUUGGUUAUUUUGGAAAUGUCCGACAAUGAUUUGUUGAAACAGCUGGCCGUAGGAGGGAACUAUGAUUUAACCCUGAGUCCAUCGGCGAAGAAAUUCAAUGUAAAAGUAAUGGUAUAUGGAUGGGGUUACAUUAGAAAUUUAGGUACCGAAAUGUCCUUUUACGACAUUCAGGCGAUCGAGAUGCUGCUCCUACAUCAAACCAUUUGCGUGAAUCUUUAUGCGAACAAAUUCAAACCUGAUCAGCAUUUAUGCCUAAUGCCGAGCACAAGUGCCACGCUGUGUUCUGGAUUCGCAGGCGCUCCGAUAGUCUUGGAUGGGAAGCUGAUUGGGAUCGUUCAGGGUGGAGAUAUCGCGUGCAGCAGCAAAUCACCUGUUGUGGGAACUCGACUUGGCCCAUUCAAGGAUUACUUCAAACUUUAAUCUGAGAUUUUUGAACAUUAUUCGAACAGCGUUUGGAUAUACUUUUUUUUGGUUUGAAUAUGACAAAAAAUGCCAUCCUCUCGAAGUAUUUUAUAUGUAUGCACGCUAGAUAGAAAAGCUUGAAAAUAGCAAUUUUCUUUUCCAUUUAUAUAGAACUCGC
Molecule: messenger RNA, 1245 nt
Organism: Toxorhynchites rutilus septentrionalis
Lineage: Eukaryota; Metazoa; Arthropoda; Insecta; Diptera; Culicidae
Product: trypsin-like
Exons: 2
Coding region: 240-1085 (281 amino acids)
Biological process (GO): proteolysis
Molecular function (GO): serine-type endopeptidase activity
Source: RefSeq, a predicted model, not a curated record